AGGGAGUUGACGUCAACGGAGUCCGUGGUAGGGGCCCCGAAGCAGGGUCUGGAAAAGGGGGAUGGGAUGUGGGUGUGAAGGGAUGCAGCCCCCCCAAAAGAAAUCGAGAUGAAACAGAAAUACCUACUAAUGAUGCCCCAAUGCAAAACCUGAGAAGAUAAAGGGGGAAAAAGGACAAGCGUAUAUUUGUCUAAAAACGGGAAAAAGGAAAAAAAAAAAAGCCGUGAAAAAUCGAGGCAAAAACAUACGUUGAGGUCUAACCACGAACGAUAAAGGUGGAAGAAAGGAGUUUUCUGCCUGCAACACCCAAGCACUAAGCUAAUUUCCUUAAUAAACGAAGAGAUAUUGGAAACCAUCAAGGGACAGACAAAGGCAAACCAAAAAAAGGGGGGGGGGCAAAGAGACCGCAAGUCACAGGACAAUACAAAUGGCUGGAAGAAUCAUGACUUGACUCGGCAUAGCGAAACGCCAACCUGAGAUACCGGGUGAAGGCGGUUUAUGGCAGUGCGCUGAAUCGCAUGCUGUCACCACCGUUGCACGAAUCCACUGCGUAGACUAGCGAGAAAUUGCGAGAGGGGGGGGGUGAGUGCGUAGAUUACCAAGCCUGCUCCUGAUAGAAGAAAUUUCGUCACCGGGAGAAAUAACGGGGUAUCGCUGCCAUAAAGGACCAAGAUCGUAAUAGAUUCAAGGAAAUAAAACGCAUUGCUGAAGUUUGUACAAACGGAACGCAGUUGUUGCUUCUGAGUGUACAGUGACAUUUGCCUGAGGCAGGACCUGUGACAUCGUAACAGUCAGAAGGCUCCAGCAGAUGAGAAUCCAGCUGUCUGCCAUCAAGUCUGGCACUGAAGAGAUUUGCAGAGAUGUAGAGUGAUGCUACCAGAAGAGAGCUUCAAUUGGAUCUUCAGCAGGUGAUGCCAUCUGGUCCAGGGUCUCUCUUGUCUUGCACUGUGGACAUUCAGCACUGGAGAAUUCUUUGCUUUCUUUGAUAUCGGCUCUUGUUUUGGUGCAACCCACGAGUUCCCCAACCACCUGGAAGAACUAACAGGAAGUGGACAAAAGCAAAGACACAACCCCAGCUUAACGACUCGAACGAUACUUCUUCCAUGGUAACAGCUUGCUGUGGGAUCGACUCUUUCAUUAGCAGCGUGCAGCAGGAUCGUGAGCAACAGCUCUGACACUCCUGAGUGGGCCUAGGCCUUCUCUUCACUCCAGUCAGUGCUCUCUCUGCUGUUCAGAAGGGUAAUUUUGGUGGCUUUGGAGCAGUUUGAUUCUUCAGUUCUUACAGGACUGAAUAUCUGGAUCUGGAAUCUGCAAUCAAAAAGGUCAGCCCCAGAGGUGACCACUCAGGCUCAUCUUCCUAACUGUUGCAUUUGCACCAGAGACUAGAAUCUGACCAGAACUUCAUUGUCUGGGCAUCAUCAGGGCGACAGAGAAGAGCAGAGGCACCAGUGAGACCAGACGUGCACUGUCUCCACAUUUCACUUGAGAUUACAGGAGCUUUCUCUGUGAAGAAAGAAUGGCUCCUCUGAAGAUAAACGGCUUUGUCCAAAUCCGAAGCAAGAACCGGAGCAAGCACACCCGGGCUUCUCAGUGGAAAGAAGCAGUCAUCCAAAUAGUAGAAAGAAAACAGAAGGUUAAUCUGGUGGUUUCCUUGAAGUUGGAAGGAAGGAGCAGGGUUUUUCAGCUGGGUGAUAAUGUUGCAGGUGUAAUGGUUAGUUGUUGUGAGACAGGAGAGCAUCAUCUGCAUUUAACUCUGAAAGAUGACACUUCCUUACUCAUUGACAAGUUAUCCUCUGUAGAUGUUGAAAGGCUGAAGUCAUUACUAGAUUCUUUUCAUCCAUGUGAAUCCCAACAGCUUGAGGAACCCAAGAGUAGUCAGCAUGUUCUUGAGAGCAGUGAUCCAUUUUGCAGGAAGCACCAGGAGUCAGUUGCUGGGUCCCAGAAUACUAAACAAGAAAGUGGAGCUCCGGGGCCCAUGAAGAUGCCACUUUUGUGGCCAAACUCCAGCAGCAGCCAUGUUGAAAAAGAGAAAGUAGAAAAACCGAGCAUAAAGAGGAAGAGAAAGUCAACACCCAGUGUAGAAAUAAUUGAGGAGAUUCUCGAAGUAAAUAAUCCUGAACCAGAAAAGAAAUCCAAGACCUAUAACUCCAGGAAUAAAAGAUGCAAAGGAGAGAAACCAAUGGCUUUAAGAGAUCAGGAAAAGCUUAACAUUUGGAAACUUGAACCUUCAUUCAAUACCAACACCUGCUGGAGGCCUAACCUAGAUGACACUAUUCUUCCAACACUAGCAUGGUCUGAUGAAAGUGGAUCAAAGUUUAGCCAGGAAACCCAAACAUAUGACCUGCAGCCUCCUCUCGAGACUUACGCAAAGCAACUGAAACGUGAAGGCUUCCCCAAUUUGGGAAAUACCUGUUACAUGAAUUCCAUUUUACAAUCUGUCUUUGGGAUUCCAACGUUUGCAAAGGACUUGCUCACACAAGGUAUUCCAUGGGAGAAAGUUUCCUAUGAUGAUCUUAUCAAGCCCUUAAGUCAACUGCUUGUCUUGAAAGACAUCCGAGAUAUAGAGGUCAAGGGAGAGUUACUCAUUAAUGUCAAGAAAUCCAUCUCCACAGUUGCAGACACAUUCUUGGGUGAUGAACAGAAUGAUGCCCAUGAAUUUCUAAGUCAGUGCUUAGACCAGUUGAAACUGAACAUGGAAAAACUAAAUACCAUGUGGCUCACUGAGAUGGACAAUGACGCUGAAGAAUCAUCUCUAUCAACAUAUGAUGAGAAUGCCAUCCCCAAAAGGUUUGUUUGUCCUGUCAGUGCUAAUUUUGAAAUAGAGCUGCAGAGCUCUAUUGUUUGUGAGGCCUGUGGUGAGGCUACUCUCAACACUGAAGUGAGCAAUUACCUCUCUGUUGACCUGCACCAAGGCACAAGAGAACAGCCUCUAUCAAUUCAAAAGUCACUUGAUCUUUUCUUUACACCAGAAAAAAUUGAGCGUAAUUGUGCGAAGUGCAAGAACAAGAAUUCUGUUCUCAAGUACACUUUGAAGAGGCUCCCCAGGGUCCUCAUUGUUCAUCUGAAACGCUACCACUUGACCCCUAAUGGGUUGUUGGUGAAGAGUCAGCAGCCAGUUGAGAUUUCUAAGUAUCUAAAUGUAUCUUCCCACUUCAAUGAAAACAUAAAAGAACCACUUUCCUUGACCAGCAAGACAUCUUAUGAGGACUGUGAUGUCCCAAAUGUCUCUGAAGAGAUGAUGCCUGAGAUCCUCAGCCAGCCAAUACCAUCUAGGAGUGUGAAGAACUAUGAGAAAAUUAACGUAUAUGGAACAGCAGAUCGUCACACUACCACUGAGAUGUUCAAUUAUUUUUAUGAUCUUAAAGAACAAAUGAUUCUGGAAGGAUCUCAAGAAAUGGCUGAACAGCUCCUCCAGAAUCCUGGGACUAGAUUCCACAAGGAAUUCCUUCCUCAGGGAUCACCUCAAAGUGUUAGGGAUUUUGCAGAAGACACAGAGAAGGAUAUGAAUACAUCUUUAGAUCUGAGAGAUGACAUAGAUGAUGAAUACUCUCUUGGUGCAUGGUGGAAUCCUGAAAGCAGCAAUUUUCUGGGAAGCAACUACCUAUUGGAUGUUAUUGAUGAGUCAGAAAGUAUGGUAUUUGGAGAUGAUCCUCAGAAUUACAGACUGGUCAGUGUUGUCAGCCAUUUUGGGAGCUCCCAAGAUUCAGGUCAUUAUGUAAGCGAUGUGUAUGAUUUUCAAAAGCAAGCAUGGCUCCUGUACAGUGAUGUCCAAGUGUUUGAGAUCCCAGAGGCCUUGAUUCAGGAGAAUCGGCUUCACACUGGAUACAUUUUUUUUUACAUGCGAAAUGAGCUUUUUGAGUGGCUGUUGAAAAAGGCAUCAGAGUGCAAGUUGCUUAACACACCUAAAGAGCAACAGAAGAAUAUGGAUCUUUUCUCAACACUGCUUAAUGGCUUUACAUACUUCCUAGAAGAAUCCUAAAUUCUACCCAUAAGGAAGACCCAUCAAGCUCAACGGAAAACUCAGAAAACAAAACAGAACAAAACAAAACAAAACAAAACAAAACAAAACAAAACAAAAAACAAAACAGAACAAAACAAGACAAAACAAAACAAAACAUAACAAAACAAAACAAAACAAAACAAAACAUCACAUCACAUCACAUCACAUCAUCACGUAAUGAAACAAAACAAACAACAUAUUAGGACAGAAACCCAUACAUCCAUGAUGCAGGCUAUAUACCAUUUUCUCCAACAAGGCUAUAGUGAUGCUUUUCAUGUUUUUUUUUUUUAUUUGUUUGCUUUUGUUUGUUUUGUGUUUGUUUUUGUUUUUGUGAGACAGUGUUUUUCUGUGUAGCUAUAGCUGUUCUGGAAGUCACUCUGUAGAGCAGGCUGGCCCCAAACUCAGAGAUAUAUCUUCCUCUGCCUCCCAAGUGCUUUGAUCUAUAAGGUGUGUGCCACUACUCCCCAGCGGCGGGAGGAUUUUUUUAAAAAUGAUUUUUAUUUUUAUUUAACGUGUUUUGCCUGCAUGUCUGUCUCUGUGAAGGUGUUGAGUUUUCUGAAACUGUUAUUACAGGCAGUUGUGAGCUGCAUGUAUGUGCACCGAGCCUUCUCUCUAGCCCCUAGUGCAGUGGUGUUUUCAAUGUCAUUCUGAACCAAUACAGCAUAGCAAGGAACUGAUGAAAGGUCAAAUGUUAGUGUCCAACCUCAUAAUGGAUUCAGAACCAAUACUGAUGGACUUAAAAGUUUGGGAAACAGUGUGUAAAAUGUCUUAUUUUGUUAGUGUAUAUAUGAAUUGCUCACGUCAUCUGGAGGGUUUUCAUGGUAUUGUUUGCUUUCGCUGAAUUCAUGUAUACCAUUCUAUUGCCAAUUUAUUAAAAUCAUUGUUUUCUAUA
Molecule: messenger RNA, 4892 nt
Organism: Peromyscus maniculatus bairdii (prairie deer mouse)
Lineage: Eukaryota; Metazoa; Chordata; Mammalia; Rodentia; Cricetidae
Source: RefSeq, a predicted model, not a curated record